AGUAUUUGAUUAAUGACGGUGAUCAUCUGCUCAAAAAUAAUCACGAAAUUUAAAUUUUCAUUGAUAAAAACAGUAAAUUCAAUAUAAUUUCCUUCAGAACUUCUGUAAAUAAGUCCGUGUUUAUAGUGUUCUUUGCGUUGCUAUUGUUGUACAAAAUUAACAAAUAUUAUAACCUAAAAGCAAUGUCGCAUAUUAACGAUCUGAUAGGUGUCAUGCGUGGGCUGCGGCUAGUGGUUGAGGCAGGUAUAAAGGUACAGCAGGAAAAUUCAAAGGUAAUAUGGAAUAACUCCAGCAUAAAAACAGUAUUACAAAACUGCACGCCUAACACACUAACUGUUUAUAAACCAAAGCCUGAAGAUGCCAAGGAAUUGCUAGAGCGGGCCUUGGUUGUCGCACAUGGCUUUAGACAAUAUGCCGUCAUGCAUGUUCCUAACUUUAAUGAUGCAGAGAAGGUUACCGAAAUGGAUAAAGAGAUGAAAGAAGAGAUUGAUGAACUAAACAGAGAGUUUAACAAGACAUUUGAAAGUCUGAAGAAGUCACAAGAUAUCAAAGGUGCAGCUCCAAAAUAUGUGAAACCAGUGUCAGAAGAAUAUCUAGCACCAUUGGAGAAGCUACAUAUGACCAGUACUGUGCAGCAAACAGUACCACCACCGCCUCCACCGGUUGAAGUGCAGACUCCGAAGAUAGUAGAAGCAGUUAGCGGUUCAACACCAACUGGUGUGCCGAAGCCAGUUGCUAAAAAGAAGAUAAGAGUUUCUUUGAGUGAAAACUCGAAGGCUCGCGUGGUGCCGUCAUCUCGCAUCGGACGCAUGAUAUCGUUUGGUUCCCUCGCCGCGGGGCUGGGUGUGGGCACGGUGGCCCAGUACGCCAGGAACACUAUCCAGUCUGUGACUGGCAAGGUGGACGAAUCUGCCAACACUUUUAUGUCCCCUGCCAACGCUGAGAGGAUUGUUGACACGCUAUGCAAAGUCAGAGGUGCCGCGCUCAAACUGGGUCAACUGCUCAGCAUCCAGGACGAAUCGAUGAUAUCCCCUGAACUGCAGCGCAUAUUCGAGCGCGUGCGGCAGUCAGCCGACUUUAUGCCAUCGUGGCAGGUGGAGAAGGUGAUGAGCUCGCAGCUGGGACCCGACUGGCGCUCCAGGAUGCAGCACUUUGAGGAGAAGCCGUUCGCAGCCGCUUCUAUUGGUCAAGUGCACUUAGCGAUAUUGCACAACGGUCAAGAAGUGGCUAUGAAGGUGCAGUAUCCAGGAGUGGCCAAAGGCAUCAACAGCGACAUUGACAAUCUUGUCGGAGUUAUGAAGGUGUGGAAUGUAUUCCCAAAAGGCAUGUUCAUAGACAACAUAGUGGAAGUGGCGAAGAAAGAACUAGCGUGGGAGGUCGACUACGUGAGAGAGGCGCAGUGCACCAAGAAGUUCAAGACCCUACUGGCGCCAUACCCGGAGUACUUUGUGCCUGAAGUCAUAGACGACCUCUGCGCGCCCGAAGUGAUGACGACUGAGCUGAUAGAUGGCACGCCGCUCGACAAGCUAUUCGACGCGCCGUACGAGACACGUCUCGACAUCGCCGCCAAGAUCAUGCGGCUGUGUCUCCGCGAGAUGUUUGUGCUGCGAUGCAUGCAGACUGACCCCAACUGGGCCAACUUCUUCUACAAUACCAGCACGAAACAGGUGAUCCUCCUAGACUUCGGCGCUACCCGCGAAUACUCCAAGGAGUUCAUGGACCAGUACAUCGAGAUCAUCAAGGCGGCGUCGGAGGGCGACCGCGCCGCCAUCUUGCGGAUGUCCAAGGAGAUGAAGUUCCUCACUGGAUACGAGUCUAAGAUAAUGGAAGAGACCCACGUGGACACUGUCAUGAUUAUGGGCGAAGUGUUCACGAGCGAAGGCGACGGCGAAUUCGACUUCGGCGCCCAAAAGACCACCAGACGCAUCCAGGCUUUGGUCCCCACGAUCCUUACCCAUAGACUAUGCCCGCCGCCAGAAGAAAUAUACUCUUUGCACAGAAAACUGUCAGGCGUCUUCCUACUGUGCUCCAAAAUGAAGAUCAAGAUGAACUGUCGGGACAUGUUCAACGAGAUUUACGACCAAUACAAAAGCAAUGCCUUCAGGUAAUCUAUUACUCAGUUUUAACGGUUACGCAUUUAUGGAAUGUUACGCUAUUUUUAAGGGUCGACGAUUUUGUAGAAUGUUAUUAUGAACUGUUAUGCCCCUGGCACACUAUCGACGUGAUUUGCGAGCGACGUGACUUAUUAAUCAUUUAAUUACAUUUCACAUGGUGUAUGUGUAAUUUUGAUCACCAUCCGGGCAUAACAACGGAUUUUCAUCCAAGUAGUGAUAUACAAAGUACUUAGUGUUAAAAUGGCGCUAUUAAAUUAUAUGGAAUAUAUACUGUGUGUUAGGGGCUUUAGGUAUGCGAUGGACCGUUUAGUAAUUUAGUAAAUAGUAACCUUUUAGAACUUACCGUUAAGACUGUCAGUUGCCUUGAACGUGUCUGUUAGGCUACGGUCUCCUGUAAACGCUACACGUGACGUCAGACGUCAGCGUCAAACGUUCCUAUAAAGACGUCUGUGGCCUAAUUCACGCAUUUUGACAUUCAAGAUCUCGCUGACGUUCAGAAGUCGUCCCAUUGAAAAACAGUUCUAAAUCCGUAUUCACAAGGGUCAUUUCGAUAGAACGAUUACUCGAUAGGAUCGCAACUCAGCGAUUUGUUGUCAUUGAUGUUUUGUUACGUCGUCCCAUUGAAAAACAGUUCUAAAUCCGUAUUCACAAGGGUCAUUUUGAUAGAACGAUUACUUGAUAGAAUCGCAACUCAGUGUUUUGUUGUCGUUGAAGUUUUGUUACGUGAAUAAGGCUACUGAACACCGACGUCAACGUCUGAAGGAGACAACAAAUGUAAAUUUCUAUAGAAAGCUUGUGAUGCGGCCUAUGGGAUUUAUAAGAGACCACAGCCUCAAUUGUUGAAAUUACGUAAGUCUAAAAAUUAAAUGUUAACCGAAAAACAAUGCGCACAAAAUUGAUGUAAGAUUGCGUCAAAGUAUAAUCUAUAAUUUCACUAAGCUUUUUUCACACGAUUAAACCAAUGUAAUUUUUAUCAUUCCGACUGUCAAGUAGGUACUAAUUAAUAUUUUAAUUGUUGAUUAAUUUAUGUUUGAAUUAUUCUAGGCAUUACUUUUAUACACGGAUAGUAAUGUUAUAAUAAAAACCCUCGUACUUAUGCCACUAAAAUCUAAGAUAAAUCCUUCGACAUGUAACGUAUCUACCUCUUUUUACAAAUAAGCCAGUUUUAAUUCGAAUAUUGAAAUUAGCACAAUUUUCAUGCCAAUGCCAUUACGUUUUUCCAUUUGUAUUUAGUUUUUCAAUUUAUCAAAUAAUCCUGAUAUUGCCAACACAAGUCAGGAUGGCUCUUCGUCCUUCUGCAUUAAAACAACUGAACAGAUUUUGAUGAACUUCUUCUGCUAAUUAGCUAAUAAAAGUAAUUAAUAUAAUAUGGUCAUCAAAGCAUAUUGAGAUGUUUUCGUCGCUCUUUUGGUUGAACUUUGACAUGACUAUUGAGUCGGUCCGUAUUUGUUUAUUAGCUUUUGCCUACAACUGAAGUAACUUCUUAUUUUGUCUAUCAUUCUGUUUAUUAUUUAACGACUAUUGUGUAAGGCUCAUAUGUUGAUGAAACUCAAAACUUUAUUCAAACUAUAGAGAUUUAAGCCUUUAAUCUUGUUUAUUUUCUAAAAUUUUAGACAUCUAGGAAGUUUUUUUGUAUCGAAGUUUGAGAGUAGGUAGAUUCAGAAUACAACCCAAAAAUCAUUACAAAGUGGAAAGCGUGCCAAUUUCAUUUUCAAUUCUUGGUAUGUUGUGGUACAUGUGUGGUCAUGUGGUAGAUUUGUAUGUAAAAAAGUUAAUAUUUAAUGUGACUAUGAUGAAUUUGUAAUAUAAUUAACUUAUUAAUAUGAGGAAUAAAGUUUUUGCUUAUUAAUUUA
Ostrinia nubilalis (European corn borer) is the source of this 3967-nucleotide messenger RNA. RefSeq names its product atypical kinase COQ8B, mitochondrial (gene Coq8). The record is from RefSeq and is a predicted model, not a curated record. Bases 183 to 2108 code for a protein of 641 amino acids. NCBI's taxonomy places the organism in Eukaryota, Metazoa, Arthropoda, Insecta, Lepidoptera, Crambidae. Gene Ontology annotation, biological process: ubiquinone biosynthetic process. The transcript has 9 exons.